GAGCAACUGGCUGCCAACUCCGGAGCGGCGCUCCCUCCCUCGCCAGUUACGUGCCGGGGGGCAGCGGGGAACGCGGCGCUCUCGGCAGGGCCGGUUCCCACGUCUCUCGUUCUCCUCUCGCCCGGGCAACUUCCCACCGCCGCUCCUCGCCUUGGAUACCCCGCGGGCGGGCCGGGGCCGAGAGCCGGAGGUGGUCUCGGCGGAAGGGAUUCCUGGGUUUUUCCAGCCGUCCGGGAGCUGGUCGGAUUUUACGCCCCGCUGUUGGAGAGGAGAGGCGAGGCAAAAGGCAUGAAAGUUCAGUUAUCAAUGUAACCAGCCUACUGGUCAGAGGCAGGAUGCUUUGGUUUUUGCUCCUGAUCUCCAUGGGGACAUCGGAAUUGGAAGAGCACUUCGAUCCAGCUAAGUGUCGGUAUGCGCUUGGAAUGCAGGAUCGCACCAUUCCAGAUGAAGCUCUUUCAGCCUCAAGUUCAUGGCAUGAUUCAACGGCGGCAAAACACAGCAGGCUGGGCCUGAGUGAGGGUGAUGGAGCUUGGUGCCCUGCAGGACCCGUCUAUCCCAAUGAUGCAGAGUACCUGGAGAUAGACCUGCGCCGGCUGCAUUUCCUAACCUUGGUGGGGACGCAGGGCCGCCACGCAGGUGGCCACGGCAAGGAAUUUGCUCGGUCUUAUCGGCUCCAUUACAAGCGGGAUGGCCAUCACUGGAUGCCUUGGCAUGACCGGUGGGGCAAUGAGGUGAUUUCAGGCAAUGAAAACACUGAAGAUGUGGUGUUGAAGGAUCUGGGUCCUCCCAUCAUUGCCCGGUACAUCCGCUUCUACCCCCGUUCAGACCGUGUCAUGAGUGUCUGCUUGCGAGUGGAACUCUACGGCUGUGUCUGGAAAGAUGGCCUUCAAUCCUAUACGGCCCCUUUAGGUCAGGAGAUGAUUUUGGUCCCGGAAAAGGUCUACCUGAAUGACUCCACUUACGACGGGUCCAGUGUCAGCAAGUUACACUUUGGGGGUCUUGGCCAGUUGACAGAUGGAGUGGUGGGACUGGAUGACUUCACCCAAACCAAAGAGUUCCGGGUUUGGCCUGGAUACGACUAUGUGGGCUGGAGCAAAAGAACUUUUCCUGACGGUUUCCUCAAGAUGGAGUUUGAGUUUGACCGACUCAGAUCCUUCACAUAUAUGAAGGUUCACUGCAGCAAUAUGCACACGCGUGGCGUGAGGAUCUUCGAGCAGGUGGAUUGCCUCUUCAAGCACAGCCUUGCCACAGCUUGGGAGCCUGUCCCGGUCUCCCUACAGCUUUCGGUGGAUGUCAGGAACCCCAGUGCUCGCUCUGUCACCAUACCCCUGGAGGGACGAAUCGGCUUGUUCGUCCAGUGCCAUUUUUACUUUGCCGCCGAGUGGAUGCUCUUCAGUGAAAUCGCCUUUCUCUCAAAUGUUGUGGAUGACCCUUCUCUUGUUGUUUCAAGUCAGUAUCCGGCAGUGGUGGCCCCACCUCACCCUUCAGGCCGCAACGUUCCCAUCUCUCCGGCUCUUGGUUCCUCGCUCAAUGACAGAGCCGACGGCACCUCGAACCUCACCCAGGCAGAUCUCGAGGGCGAAGCGAAAUCUGGCCAGCCAAUUGCGAAGGACGACAACAGCAACACCUCCAUUUUGAUUGGCUGCUUGGUGGUCAUCAUCCUCCUUCUCCUGGUUGUCAUAUUUCUCAUUCUCUGGCGUCAAUAUUGGCAAAAGAUUUUAGGAAAGGCUCAACGCCGCAUCUCUGACGAUGACCUCACUGUCCACCUCUCUGCACCGAACGACACGAUUGUCAUCAACAACACAAUGAGCUCCAACAGGCACUCCAACCGAUACGAGCGGAUCCUUUCGGGGGAAACAGAAUACCAGGAACCCAACAGAGCACGCAUGAAACUCCCAGAUCUUCCUCACAGUGCCGAGAAUUCUGCUCUGCUGCUCAGCAACCCGGCUUACCAUCUCCUCCUGGCCACCUAUGCCCAGCCAAUGGGAAGGCCUGCUUUCCCGCCACCCAGCCAGGUUAAGCCAAUCAACACCAAUGAGUGUGGGAUUGACUACAUGGAACCAGAACUGGCUGCCAGCCAGCCAAGUUUCCAGAACAACGUGCCACAUUACGCCGAAGCCGACAUCAUCAACCUGCAGGGAGUGACUGGAGGGAACACAUAUGCUGUCCCUGCUGUUGCGGUAGAUGCCCUUGCCAGCAAGGACAUGGCAGUAGGCGAAUUUCCCCGGGAACGGCUGAUCUUCAAGGAGAAGUUGGGCGAAGGGCAGUUUGGAGAGGUCCACCUGUGUGAGGUGGAGAACCCCCAAGAUCUGCCAAGCUUGGAGUUCCCUUUCAACGUGCGCAAGGGACGCCCUCUGCUGGUUGCUGUGAAGAUUCUACGCUCGGAUGCCACCAAGAAUGCCAGGAAUGAUUUCCUGAAGGAGGUGAAGAUCAUGUCUCGCCUGAAGGACCCUAACAUUGUGAGAUUGUUGGGUGUGUGCGUGCGGGACGAUCCGCUGUGUAUGAUCACAGAGUACAUGGAGAAUGGGGACCUCAACCAGUUCCUGAGUGGACAUGAGCUGGAAGACAAGCUGGGUGGCAGCCCCAAUGGGAGACCAACCAUCAGCUAUCCCACUUUGGUCCAUUUAGGGGCUCAGAUAGCCUCAGGAAUGGCGUUCCUUGCCUCCCUCAAUUUUGUGCACCGGGAUUUGGCAACCCGAAACUGCCUGGUAGGUGAAGGCUUCACCAUCAAGAUCGCAGACUUCGGCAUGAGCCGGAACCUCUAUGCCGGAGAUUAUUAUCGCAUCCAAGGCCGAGCUGUGCUCCCGAUCCGCUGGAUGGCUUGGGAGUGCAUUCUCAUGGGUAAGUUCACCAUGGCCAGUGACGUUUGGGCAUUUGGAGUUACGCUGUGGGAGAUUCUAAUGCUGUGCCAAGAACAGCCAUACAGCCAGCUCACGGAUGAAGCUGUAAUCGAGAACGCCGGCGAGUUUUUUCGGCAUCAGGGCAAACAGGUCUAUCUCUGCCGUCCGUCCACCUGCCCCUUGGCUGUCUAUGAGAUGAUGUUGAGAUGCUGGGCAAGAGAGGCCAAGGACCGCCCAUCCUUCCAACACCUGCACUGCUUCCUGGCUGAGGAUGCCCUCAAUAUGGUGUGAACCAAACUAGCACUGGCCAUCGGAGGCUGUGUUAAGAAGUUGGACAGCACCAUCGAGACUGCUGGAGACUGGAUGCGGCUCAGAGGCCAUCAUGCUCCAGAGCAUUUUUGUGGGACAUCUGGUCGUUCAGCCUUUGCUCAUCCAAAUCUCACCAUUCACCUUCCGAUAUGUGGUUCUCUUUCUCGACUCUUUUUUCUUUCUCCCUGGUCAUCUCUUAACUAACUUAUUUCAUCACACGAUCCAAAAUUGUUAUUCUGAAAUUCUUACCCGAUGGUUUGUUUUUCCGCUCGUGUAAAACUCCUAUUUCUCCUUGUCCUAGAUCAGAUUUAAACCAACUUGGUGCCUUCCUGCUUUGUCUAGAAACUACCAUUCUCAAAGUUUUUUUUUUAGCAUUUAUCAACCACAGAGUAAGCAACCGGGGGCCCUCCAUCAGUCUGUCCCAUAUUCCGUCAAGAACAUUUGCCGCAAAGGACAGUUGUAAAUCCAAAACAUCUGGCGAACAUGAGAUUGUCUGUAGCCAGAGACCAUGUUGGCUAGAAAGGCUGAACACAUCUGGGAGACACCCAAGCAAGGAAGCUGCUCUGUCAAAAGUAGCCCUAUUCAUCCUGCCAUAAUUGGAAGAAAUAUUUUAUGACUUGUUCUUCCAAACGUUUUUCUUCUCUUGCAUCAUUCUAGGUCUUUCUUCUGUUCUUUGAUCUCCAGGUUUUGAGGGUGAGCUAAGGAAGCAGGGUUAGUGGCUAAGGUAUUUACUGAAGCCCCCUUUUUCUGUUUUCCUUCCUUCAGCAGCAAACCGGGCACAGUAUAAUGUUCUGAUUGGGCUAAUCAUGUCCUUUCCAUCCAUUCAGUGCUAGCAGCUCUAUAAGCAGGUCUCCUACAGAGGACUGUAAACAAGAGGUGCUAUUCAGCAGGUUCUGACAGGUUCUGGAGAACCGGUAGCGGAAAUUUUGAGUAGUUCGAAGAACCGGCAAAUACCACCUCUGGCUGGCCCCAGGAGUGGGGUGGGAAUGGAGAUUUUGCAGUAUCCUUCCCCUGCCACGCCCACGCCCACCAAGCCAUGCCCACAGAACUGGUAGUAAAAAAAAAAAUUGAAUUCCACCACUGCUGUAAACCCAAAGGACCUCGUUCCCCAAUUUCACAGUCAGAUCCACCCCUAAGUAGCCCUAGAUUUCAGCCCCUCAUUGAGAAGAUGAGGAGAGGAUAUUCAGGUUGGCUUGCUUAGCAGGAGUCUGUAAGGAUGGCUGCAGUAAAAUACCUAAACAUUUUGAACAAUCGAGCACAGUACAAUAUGUGCAUUUUGCCACUUUUAAUACUAACACUCCCUUUUUUUUUUCAUACCCUCCAAUUCUUUCCUUUGACACUCCAGAGAAAUUGUGGGGGAGCACUCUUCCCCCCCCCCGUCCUUCACACACUCCUUUAGCUUGUCAAAUUAGAUUAAAUGGGGUUUUUGAAUGCUCUUUAAUGGGAUCCUAACAGAAACAUUACACUGGAUUUAUAAGCGAAGUUGGGGUGAUUGUUCCAUCCAUUGCUGAAAGCUUUUCCUUCCUUCCUUCCUUCCUUCCUUCCUUCCUUCCUUCCUUCCUUCCUUCCUUCCUUCUUUCCUUCCUUCCCUCCCUCCCUCCCUCCCUCCCUCCCUCCCUCCCUCCCUCCCUCCCUCCCUCCUUCCUUCCUUCCUUCCUUCCUUCCUUCCUUCCUUCCUUCCUUCCUUCCUUCCUUCCUUCCUUCCUUCCAUAUGCUUUCAAACUGAACUGAACACAUAUCUUUUGUGGUUAAAGGUUGGAUUCAUGCACAGCAACCUGUGUAACACGGUGUGCAAGGGUCUCUGCGGAUCUUCCAUAAAAGCGAUUGGUGUUGGUAUGGGGGCUUGGAUGAGAACAUGGGAGUUGUAAUCUAUCAGAGCUGGGAAGGCCUAAUGUUAAGCAAGGCUACCGGGCACUGUAAUUCACUAGCAUUGAGGAAAGGGGUGUGGACUGGAUUUCAUUCCUCCCCUUGCAUAAUGGAAGGUUAUAUCAUUAACCUUGGUGAACUCAGUAGUGUUCCACUGUUUGUAUCUGAUGCCUUUCUCCAGAAAGUCAGUCAGUCAGUUUCUCUCCCUCUCCCUCCCUCUCUCUCUCUCUCUCUCCCUCCCUCCCUCCCUCUCUCUCUCUCUGUGUGUCUGUGUCUGUGUCUAUUUCUCUCUGCCUCUUUGUCUGUCUCUGUUUCUCCCCCUCCCUCUUUUUUGCUGUAUUUCUUCCCCCCCUCGUUUUCUGUGAAAGUCUGCAUGUGUCAAAAGGGAUAUUUUAGGCCUUUGACAGACUCCAUCUGAGGGGGCUGCAUUUUCAGCUUUAGAUUCAUGGACUAACACUGGCAAAAUAACUGGGACCAUCUGGUCCAAGCACACUGGGAUUAAUUAAGCACUGGAUGUUUGGAGAAGCUGGAAGAAGGAAGUGGCUUCAAAGAUACUUUGCAAAUCCAUGGUUGGCCAAGAGAUACCUGGUCCUCGCUGUUGUCAAGAGUGGACAAGAAAAGAAGGAAGGAACUGAGAUUGGCCGGAUCUGACGUGGCACCGACCGGACUUUGAUCUGGAUGUGUUCAUGGACUGAACCGAAAAAAAGAAUGGAUGCUGGUUCCUCAUAAGGACCAGUUUUGCCAUUCCACAUCCUCCAGAUCAUCCCAAAAUAUGAGGACUUGGCCCUGUUCUUUGUACACUUGUUUGUUUUUUUCCUGGAGACUUGAGGUGACCUGAUUGUAGAUACUGUACUGUAUAAAAGGGUGGUUGGAAAAAAUGCACUUUUCCAAACUAAAGAGAAGAGUCAGGAAAUCAGUGCGCGAGUUUUUCUUUUCUCCUGUGAUUCCAUGAUAAAGAUGCCACUCCAAAAGUGCCCUGGAAGUUAGCCAUGGCAUCCGGGCACAUUCCUAGCUGCCAUCUUCGUUGGAUCACACAGGCAACUUCUGACAGGCAACCUAUGCAAUAAAUACCUUGGUGGAAAGGAGACAAAAGGACAAAAAGACUUUCUUUUUAGCCUCCAACACAAUAUUGUUUAAUGUCUUAAGCAAUAAAUAUAUUUUGUUAAGUAAUUAAUUCACCAAGCCUCUUUCAAAGUUGUAGAAAGUUGCAGAAACGGGAAUUCCCAAUGUCCUCAAUAGGUCCUAAAAUAAUUAAGAGCUUUCUAUGCUUUUGGUGGAGGCAUCCUUUAUCAGAAAAAAAACAAAACAAAAAACACAACCCAAGUUAAAACAUAAGUGACAAACAUUUGUUGAACCUGGUCCUUCAGAAGUUAUCGUUGUGCAGCUCAGUCUUACAUGUUUUUGCUUAGAGCAGGGGUGUAUCAAACCCGCAUAGUCAUGUGGCAUAUUACGACUUUUUUCCCCUUUCCCUAAACCGGGGGUGGGCGUGGCCAGCGCAUGACGAAUCCGGCCUGCGGGCCGCGAGUUUGACACUCCUGAAGAUUUGUAGGGUUCGUUGACAACUCAGAUUGUAUAGACUAUAUAGAACGUCCUAUUCUGUUAAAUUGAUUGCAUCCAGAUUUAUGCAAUUGAAAGAAAUUCUAACACUGAAAACCAAGGACAGGGUUCACGCACAGUAGUAACCCAGGGCUUGUUUUAAUCAUGGUUUGUUCGAUGGUCUGAAUGCUCAUGUUGCAAGCUGUAAACCAUGACUUAUAAGCCACAGUGGCUUGGUAUGUAAAACAUGCGUAUUAAAAACAAACGGAGCUGUUGUUUUACGAUAUUGUCAGAAAGUGCAAAAGAUUGUGUGGUGGUGUUCUUUGGCAGACAUCUUGAAUAGAUUACCAUAUUUGGGCUGUAAAAAUCUAGAGAACUGCUAAAGGCAGCAAGCAGUAGGUUUCAUGUACCUCUUUGCUUCCUCUGACUGUUCAUCUGGAUUUUUUGCAGUCCAGAGAUGAUAGUCCUACUUGUGCAAAAGAGGGUGUAGUGUGUGAUGCACUUCUGAAUUUUAGUUCUUGUGUCUUUUUUCAAAUAUGUACAAAUGCGAGAAAAGCUUUUCCAUACAUAGAAUGAUUCCCUGGAAUCAGCGUGCAAAGGGAGGUAUGCUACGGUUAUAUUUCUAUUCUCUCAGGAGGAAGUACCACAAAGCUGAAUGUUUUUUUUCCAAGAAAUUGUAUAUAGAAUUGUAGCUUUAGUCAUGACUAACUGUUGCUUGAUGGGGGUAAGCUAAUGUUUCAAGUAUUUUCAAUUGUUUGAAAUUUACCCGUCUUAAUUACAGUAGAUGUAUAUUUCUGUUUGAAAAUGUUUCAGUGGUACAGUGUGCCUAUAACAGCUUCUUUUUUGUUUGUUUGUUUCAUCAUCUCUCCAUUUAUCCUGUCAAAUGCCUUUUUUUGUGUUUUCCUGGGAAUACUUGUAGCUGUUUGUUUCUUUAUGUGUAUCGGGAUGUGUAUAUAUUUGAAGAGCAGAAAAAAAAAUAGAUUUUUUUACAUUAAUAUAUAGAAGUUUGGGGGUUCGUUUGUUUCUAGUUCCUUUCCAUUUAUGUGGUGAAAUAAAACGCUUUGCAUUUUGUAUACUACCA
Molecule: messenger RNA, 7632 nt
Organism: Pantherophis guttatus
Lineage: Eukaryota; Metazoa; Chordata; Lepidosauria; Squamata; Colubridae
Gene: DDR1
Product: discoidin domain receptor tyrosine kinase 1
Biological process (GO): protein phosphorylation; multicellular organism development; cell surface receptor protein tyrosine kinase signaling pathway
Cellular component (GO): signaling receptor complex; plasma membrane
Molecular function (GO): protein tyrosine kinase collagen receptor activity; ATP binding; collagen binding
Source: RefSeq, a predicted model, not a curated record